CUGAGAGAAGAAUAGGAAAUAAUUUAAAUGUGGACGCGCCCAGUGUGCUAUGAUCAGUCGGUGUGUUAACACGUUUAAUAAUAAUAAUAAUAAUAGUAAUUGUUGAUUUCAAUUUUUUUUUUGAGGUUGAGUUUGAAGUUGGGUUUUCAUUUAGUUUCGGGUCUGGGUCUGGGUGUUGAAAGGUAAAGAGUUAAAAAAUGUCGGACAGCGAAGAUACUGAUGGCUCGGGAGUUGUCGAGUGGCCGGUGACGAAAGAAUGGCUGGAGAAUGUAUUGUCUAUUUAUCAUGAUGCCAAUGCUGGUAAUGAUGGCGGAGGGGGAGAAGGGGAGAGGGUAACGGGGUCAAAGGUGACGGUCGAGGAGUUCGAGGUGAGCCCUGGAUGCACUUUAGGCGAGAGUGUGUUGAGUGACAUACUCGCGGUCAGCAUGGACUACACGAUUAAUGGAGAUGACAAAGUUAAACUGAGUGUUAUUGUUAAGUUACUGCCCCAGGAUCCUUUCAGUAGGUUUUUCGUCACCGAGGCACAAUUUGAUUUGAGGGAAAUCAAAUUUUAUACCCAGGUAGUUCCUGACUUGAAAGCCUUCCAACGAAAGCAACUAGCGAACUCUAGUAGCACAGAAUUCGAGUUACCAAUACCCAAUUGUAUACACGCCCACUAUAAAUCUGCCGGGGGUACUGAGGACACACCAGAGCCACCAGAAUCAUUCUUAAUUCUAGAAAAUUUACGAACUCGCGGUUACGAAGGAGCUGAAUUUUCCCGAGGACUUACUCUAAGACAAGCAGAGGCCGCCCUAAGCGCUAUAGCGCGUCUGCACGCCCUCUCACUCAGUCUUAAAGUAAAGGAGGAUAGAUCUCUCAGUGACAAAUAUCAAUUUCUAUUUCAAACUGCGCGCGCAACUGAUUCAUAUCAGCAAUUGGUAGAGCGGGGACUGCCACAGCUGGCCCGGUUUCUAGAACGCCGCCCAGGGUCUGAGGCCGUUCUAGAAGAUCUUUUAGCUUUACGACCAAAAACAAAAGAAAUAAUUUCUUCACUUCUCGUUCCUGAAGAUCCUCUAGCAUUGAUAACUCACACUGAUUUUUGGUGUAAUAAUUUGUUAUUUAAAGAUGAAGAUGACGAAUGUAAGUGCGCCAUCUUGGAUUGGCAGAUGGUAACUUACAGCCGGCCGACCAAUGACAUCGCCCUACUGCUGGUCAGUUCAGUCCCUACGGAACUCAGGCGACUCCAUACUGCGGCACUUCUAGACAAAUAUUGGCAGACGCUCCUAGAAACUUGUCUACCUCUAGGAGUUAAUAUUCUCGAAGAUUUAAAUUAUACCAGAGAAGAUUUGGAUAAAGAUUACAGAAGAUCGCAACUACUGGCGCUGCUGCUGUGCAUUGGAUCUGUAGAUGUCGCUCUUGGCGAUCCGCUUACGGAACAAAGGCUCAUAGAUCUUUUAGAAGAUUUACAUAACGACGGAGUGCUCAGUCUAGAAACUGCUAAUGUUAUGUGAUUUUUUUUUUAAGAUAUAAAAUAUGACUUUGGAAUAUUUUAUAAUUUUUUAUGGAUUUUAAUU
Microplitis demolitor is the source of this 1553-nucleotide messenger RNA. RefSeq lists its product as uncharacterized. The coding region runs from base 198 to 1490 and encodes 430 amino acids. The transcript has 2 exons. The record is from RefSeq and is marked provisional. Lineage: Eukaryota; Metazoa; Arthropoda; Insecta; Hymenoptera; Braconidae.